AUGCCCGAAGUGUUCCUAGGCUCAGUAUCACAAGAAGAAUCUCAUACUGGUCAAGUAGUCACUGUCUUCUCUUUCUUAAAGGGUUCCCAAAGCAGCCAAUCCUAUGGGCAGAUCUCUCGGCCUCAAUCUGGCAGUUCUUAUGGCCAGGUCUUCCAGCCACAAGGAGGUACUUCCUAUGGCCAGAGUGGGCCAACCUAUACCAUCAGCAGUGGUUCUUAUGGACAGGGCUCCCAAGGCAGCCAGUCCUAUGGUCAGGUCUAUCAGCCUCAAGGUGGUACUUCAUAUGGCCAGCAAGGUGGAUCUUCUUCAUCAGGGGGCAGUGGAGGUUGUGGACAAGGUACUUCAUAUGAUAGCAAUCCCUGCCACCAGGAUGGAUCUCAGAGUGGUAGCCAGAGUGGAUCAUACACCUCACAAAGCUAUGGUGGAAGCCAAGGUGGAUCAUCAUCCUCACAAAAUUAUGGUGGCAGCCAGGGAGGAUCACAAAGCUAUGGUAGCGGCCAAGGUGGAUCAUAUUCACAAAACUACGGUGGUGGCCAAGGUGGAUCAUAUUCACAAAACUACGGUGGUGGCCAAGGUGGAUCAUCCUCACAAAACUAUGGUGGUGCCAAGGUGGAUCAUAUUCACAAAACUAUGGUGGUGGCCAAGGUGGGUCAUCCUCACAAAACUAUGGUGGUGGCCAAGGUGGAUCCUACUCACAGAACUAUGGUGGUGGCAAAGGUGGAUCCUACUCACAGAACUAUGGUGGUGGCAAAGGUGGAUCUUCCUCACAAAACUAUGGUGGUGGCCAAGGUGGAUCAUAUUCACAAAACUAUGGUGGUGGCAAAGGUGGAUCAUACUCACAGAACUACGGUGGUGGCCAAGGUGGAUCAUCUUCUCAAAACUAUGGUGGCAGCCAGGGUGGAUCAUACUCACAAAGCUAUGGUGGUGGCCAAGGUGGAUCAUCCUCCUCCGACACCUAUUAUGAUAGUCAGGAUUCACAGGAUUUCUCAGAUGAUAAUCCCAAUGCCUGUGAUGAUAAUGACACUACAUACAGCGCUAAUAGUCGGAGUUCUGGCUGUGUGAAGAGGAAAGUUGUUGUCAGAGAUACUUCACAUGUUUUAAGCAAACGAGACUAUGAUGUCCAGAAUGAGUCCUCUACUUCAAAUAACAGCCAUACUAACUACCAGG
Messenger RNA from Coturnix japonica (Japanese quail), 1167 nucleotides. NCBI's taxonomy places the organism in Eukaryota, Metazoa, Chordata, Aves, Galliformes, Phasianidae. The record is from RefSeq and is a predicted model, not a curated record.